Pelobates fuscus (common spadefoot toad) is the source of this 9913-nucleotide messenger RNA. RefSeq names its product teneurin transmembrane protein 1 (gene TENM1). Gene Ontology annotation, molecular function: cell adhesion molecule binding; protein heterodimerization activity; protein homodimerization activity. Gene Ontology annotation, cellular component: neuron projection; membrane. Gene Ontology annotation, biological process: signal transduction; heterophilic cell-cell adhesion; neuron development. The record is from RefSeq and is a predicted model, not a curated record. The coding region runs from base 636 to 8876 and encodes 2746 amino acids. The transcript is spliced from 34 exons. NCBI's taxonomy places the organism in Eukaryota, Metazoa, Chordata, Amphibia, Anura, Pelobatidae.
CCAUAGUUGCAGUUGUGUUCAUCAUUUCCCCACACCUCCUCCUCCUGCUUCCAAUAUCAGCCUCUGAUCAUCAGUAGUAGCACCAGCAACAGCAGCAUCGGGAGAGCUGGCUGCUGGCUGCCCAGGGCGAGCUCAGCUCCAGCUUUAAAUGCUAUUGCAGAGUCCUAAUGAUCUGUUAAACCCAUUUGCAAUCCCACCCCACACCCAGUGGCUGCGUGGUACGAUCCUCAGGAGCUGGAUGGUGAACGCCUGCUUGUGAGGCUGGAUGCUGAGGAGGUAGCAGUGUCUGGCUGGAGAUAAGGGAGUGCUGCUACUACUGCUGCUGCUGGGGCUGCUAUCAUUACCUGACCCCACAGAACUGCCCUGACCAGGCACCCUUUUUACCGACCCCUUGUACUGGACAGCUAGGUGUCAUACCUGACCAGGAAUUCAGCGUGGAUUUACUGUAUCUCAUGCUUGCUUCGCAAAAGAGUCGGUCAAGCAAGGGCAUCACUGCUAGAUUAUGGCAAGACCUGUGCAAGGAAACCAACCAGAGGCUUCAGAGCUGCUCAAAGUUCCCAGUCACUAGGAUCUUCUUUUAAUUUUAAUUUUCCUGCCUUGUGCUUCAUGACAGUGAGAUAUUUGUUUUACAAAAUAUGGAGCAGAUGGACAGCAAGCCUUACCAGCCUUUAUCGAAAGUGAAGCAUGAAAUGGAUCUUGCUUAUACAAGUUCUUCGGAAGACAGUGAAGAUGAGCAGAAGCCUAGACAAUCUUACAAUUCAAGAGAAACUCUUCAAGAAUGCACCCAGGAAAUAAGACUUAACUAUAACAGCCAUAGUAGCAGGAAGAGAAAGGCUGUUGAAGAGGCGAAUCAAGAGAUGGAAUUCUGUGAGACACCGCAAAUCUUGUGCUCUGGCUACCAGACCAACCUACAUGGCAUUUCUCAGCAUCCCUACCCACUUGAAAUGGGUUCUGAUGUAGAUACAGAGACAGAAGGAGCUGUAUCACCAGACCGUGCCCUGAGGAUGUGGAUGAGAGAGAUGAAGUCAGAACAUAGCUCAUGCAUGUCAAGUCGGGCCAACUCUGCACUAUCCCUCACGGACACUGACCAUGAAAGGAAGUCAGAUGGGGAGAAUGACUGGACUAGACUAUUAGACUGUGGAAGCUGUUCACCAAAAAAAAUUCCUGGCAGCCCACGGAAUCAGUUCACCUUCCGGCCCCUACCUCCACCACCACCUCCACCACAUGCAUGCACCUGCAGUCGACAGACUUCCCAAACACUGGACACUCUCCAGAGGAGCUCAAUGACAUCUCACAGCCAGCCAAGUCCAGCUGCAUCAAACCCUCCUUCUAGUACUCAAGAUUCUGUGCACCUGCACAACAGCUGGGUUCUAAACAGCAACAUACCACUGGAGACCAGGUCAACGAUGAGGAUUCAAGGAUAUCAGCUGACCACGCUGGAACCAGGAAAAAGGCAUUUUCUUUUCAAGCAUGGAUCUGGCUCUUCGCCUAUCUUCAGUGCUGCAAGUCAGAACUACCCUUUAACGUCCAAUACUGUUUACUCUCCACCUCCUCGACCACUGCCUCGAAGUACCUUCUCCAGACCAGCCUUUACAUUUAACAAAUCAUACCGUUGCUGUAACUGGAAAUGUACAGCAUUAAGUGCUACGGCUAUUACAGUAACUUUGGCCCUGUUGCUGGCAUAUGUUAUAGCAGUUCAUUUGUUUGGCUUAACUUGGCAACUCCAACCUGUGGAAAGUCAGCUUUAUGAGAAUGGGGUCAGUAAAGGAAGCCGUGGUGAGGAAUCCACAGACACUACCUAUUCACCACUUGGAGGAAAGAUUGCUGAUAAAGCAGAGAAAAAAGUGUAUCAAAGAGGAAGAGCGGUAGACUCCGGAGAAGUCGAUAUUGGAAAACAAAUCAUGCAGACAAUCCCACCAGGUUUAUUCUGGCGUUUCCAAAUUACAAUCCACCACCCGCUGUAUUUGAAAUUUAAUGUUUCUUUGGCUAAAGACUCUUUGCUUGGGAUUUAUGGAAGAAGAAACAUACCACCAACUCAUACACAGUUUGAUUUUGUAAAGCUAAUGGAUGGAAAGCACUCGAUGAAGCAAGAACCAAAAAAUGCAGAAAAUCCCCAGCAUGCACCACGUAGUCUAAUUUUGGCAUCUUUACAAGAAACUGGUUUUAUUGAAUAUAUGGAUCAAGGUGCUUGGCAUUUAGCCUUUUACAAUGAUGGAAAGAAAAUGGAGCAAGUAUUUGUACUUACAACAGCAAUUGAAAUGAUGGAUGAUUGUUCUACCAACUGCAAUGGCAACGGAGAAUGCAUAUCCGGUCAUUGCCAUUGCUUUCCGGGAUUCCUGGGUCCAGACUGUUCUAGAGAUUCAUGUCCGGUACUUUGUAGUGGUAAUGGGGAAUACGAGAAAGGACACUGUGUAUGUCGAAAUGGAUGGAAAGGUGCUGAAUGUGAUGUUCCAGAGGAGCAAUGUAUUGAUCCUACCUGCUCUGGUCAUGGUACAUGUAAAAUGGGGGUCUGUAACUGUGUACCUGGAUACAAAGGAGAAAUAUGUGAAGAAGAGAACUGCCUUGAUCCAAUGUGUUCUGAUCAUGGAGUAUGUGUUCAAGGAGAGUGCCAUUGUACUGCUGGUUGGGGAGGAGUGGACUGUGAAAACGCACUGGCACUGUGCCAGGAGCAGUGUUCCGGCCAUGGGACCUUCCUCCUAGAUAGUGGUGUAUGCAGCUGUGAGCCACUCUGGACUGGUGCAGAUUGUUCUACAGAGUUGUGUGCGGUGGACUGUGGAAGUCACGGAGUUUGCACAGGGGGAGUUUGUCAAUGUGAAGAUGGCUGGGGAGGAGCCAGCUGUGAUGAACGCACAUGCCACCCAAUCUGUGCUGAACACGGUCAAUGUAGAGAUGGAAAAUGCGAAUGCAGCCCUGGUUGGGAGGGUGAGCACUGUACAAUUGCACACUACUUGGAUGCUGUAAGAGAUGGAUGCCCAGGCCUAUGCUAUGGAAAUGGUAGAUGUACCCUUGACCAGAAUGGAUGGCAUUGUGUAUGCCAUAUAGGCUGGAGUGGAACUGGGUGUAAUGUUAUCAUGGAAAUGGCAUGUGCUGACAACAUUGAUAAUGAUGAAGAUGGACUGACAGAUUGUGUGGAUCCUGAUUGCUGCCAGCAAACCAAUUGCUUCUCUAGCCCUCUCUGUCAAGGUUCACCUGACCCUCUGGAUCUUAUCCAACAAAGUCAGCCACCAUUCUCCCAGCAUCCCCCAAGGCUUUUUUAUGACCGCAUCAGAUUCCUUAUUGGGAAGGAAAGCACUCAUGUAAUUCCCGGAGACGUUACUCUUGAUAGCAGUCGCUCCUGUGUUGUACGGGGUCAGGUUGUAGCAGUUGAUGGCACACCACUAGUAGGAGUCAAUGUCAGCUUUGCACACCACAUUGAUUAUGGCUACACAAUCAGUCGGCAUGAUGGAAGUUUUGAUCUUGUUACAAUUGGUGGAAUCUCUGUUACGCUCCUUUUUGAGAGAUCACCUUUUUUUCCUGUAAAGAGGACACUGUGGUUGCCAUGGAAUAAAUUCAUUGUGGUGGAUAAAGUGGUAAUGCAGAGAGAACAGAUCGAGACUCUGUUAUGUGACAUGAGUAGUUUUAUGAGUCCCAAUCCAAUUGUCCUUCCUUCACCAUUAACGACCUUUGCUGGUUCCUGUGCAGAACGAGGCUCUGUUAUUCCAGAACUACAGGUAGUCCAAGAGGAGAUUCCCAUUCCAUCCAGUUUUGUGAAGCUCAGUUAUCUGAGCAGUCGAACAUUUGGGUACAAGAGUCUUGUAAAUAUUAUUCUGACUCAUGCCACGAUCCCAAUUGGAUUGAGUAAAGUACAUCUGGUUGUCACUGUAGAGGGACGACUUACACAAAAAUGGUUUCCUGCCGCCUCCAAUCUAUUUUACACAUUUGCCUGGAAUAAAACAGAUAUUUAUGGUCAAAAGGUUUUGGGACUGACGGAAGCACUAGUAUCAGUUGGAUAUGAAUAUGAAUCAUGCCCAGACCUUGUACUAUGGGAGAAAAGGACAGUCACGUUGCAAGGUUUUGAGAUGGAUGCUUCAAAUCUUGGUGGGUGGUCCUUCAACAAACAUCACAUUUUAAACCCUCAAAAUGGAAUAUUGCAUAAAGGAGAUGGAGAAAAUAUAUUCAUAUCUCAGCAGCCUCCUGUGAUCUCCACUCUGAUGGGAAACGGUCAACAGAGAAGCCUUUCCUGUUCCAGUUGCAAUGGACCAAUAUAUAACAACAAACUAUUUGCUCCAGUUGCUAUGGCAACUGGGCCGGACGGUAGCAUAUAUAUUGGGGAUUUUAACUUCAUAAGACGGAUACAGCCAUCCGGAAAUGUCAUCAGUAUUUUAGAGCUUAGAAACAGGGAUACAAGGCACAGUACUAGUCCAGCUCACAAGUAUUAUUUGGCUGUCGACCCAGCCUCCGAAGCUCUUUACCUGUCAGACACUAAUUCCAGAAAGGUCUACAGAGUGAAAUCUAUUAAUGACGUGAAGGAAUUGACAAAGAACUUUGAAGUCGUGGCAGGAACCGGAGAUCAAUGCCUUCCAUUUGAUCAGAGUCAUUGUGGCGAUGGUGGAAGAGCAAAUGAAGCUAGUCUCAACAGCCCAAGAGGCAUAACCGUAGAUGGACAUGGCUUCAUUUAUUUUGUUGAUGGCACCAUGAUUCGCAAAAUCGAUGACAGAGGCAUAAUUUCAACAGUUAUAGGUCUUAAUGGUCUCACAUCAACUCAACCAUUGAGCUGUGACUCAGGAAUGGAUAUCAGUCGGGUUCGUCUAGAGUGGCCGACAGACCUUGCAGUCAACCCAAUGGACAAUUCGCUGUACAUCUUGGACAAUAAUAUUGUGCUGCAGAUCUCUGACAAUAGUCAAGUGAGAAUAGUUGCUGGACGUCCCAUACAUUGCCAGGUUCCAGGCAUUGAUUACUUCCUUGUCAGCAAAGUAGCAAUCCACUCAACUUUGGAGUCUGCUAGGGCCAUCGCUGUGUCACACAGUGGAGUCCUGUUCAUUGCUGAAACAGACGAAAGGAAGAUCAAUAGAAUACAGCAAGUCACCACUAAUGGAGAGAUUUCCACAUUAGUCGGAGCUCCAACAGACUGCGACUGCAAGAUCGAUCCAAACUGUGAUUGCUUCUCAGGUGAUGGCGGAUUUGCAAAAGAUGCCAGGCUAAAAGCACCUUCAUCGUUAGCUGUGUCUCCAGACGGCACACUGUACAUAGCAGACCUUGGAAACAUACGAGUUCGUGCAGUUAGUCGAAAUAAACCUCAUCUGAAUUCCAUGAAUAUUUAUGAAGUUGCUUCACCAGCAGACCAAGAAUUGUAUCAGUUCAGCACCAAUGGGACCCAUCUUCACACAUUAAAUCUAAUAACUAGGGACUAUGUUUACAAUUUUACCUACAACGGGGAUGGAGAUAUCAACUCUAUCACAAGCAGUAAUGGUAAUUCUGUACAUGUUCGCAGAGAUGCAGGAGGAAUGCCUCUGUGGUUGGUGGUACCUGGAGGUCAAGUCUAUUGGCUCACAAUCAGCAGUAAUGGGGUUUUGAAAAGAAUUUCUGCUCAAGGAUAUAACCUUGCACUGAUAACCUAUCAUGGCAACACGGGACUUCUAGCAACAAAAAGUAAUGAAAAUGGAUGGACUACUGUUUAUGAGUAUGACCUUGAAGGACACCUAACAAAUGCAACAUUUCCAACCGGAGAAGUCAGCAGUUUUCACAGUGAUAUGGAAAAGUCUACUCGAGUCAUACUUGACACUUCAAAUAGAGAAAAUGUUGUGACUACAACAAACAUAUCUGCAACUAGCACAAUAUAUGCAUUGAAACAAGAACAUACCCUAAAUACUUAUCGUGUCAAUCCUGAUGGUUCAUUACGGGUCACCUUUGCCAGUGGUAUGGAAAUAACACUUAAUGCAGAGCCUCACAUCCUAGCUGGAGUGGUCAGUCCAACUCUAGGAAAAUGUAACAUUUCACUACCUGGGGAGCACAGCCCUAACUUGAUUGAAUGGCGACAAAGGAAAGAGCAGAAUAAAGGAAACAUCUCUGCAUUUGAAAGACGCUUAAGGGCUCAUAAUAGGAACCUGUUGUCCAUUGAUUUUGAUCACAUCACUAGAACAGGAAAGAUCUAUGAUGACCACAGAAAAUUCACUCUUAAAAUACUUUAUGAUAAAACUGGACAUCCAGUUCAGUGGUCACCAAACAGCAAGUAUCAUGAGGUUAACAUCACCUACUCACCUUCUGGGCUUGUUACAUUUAUUCAAAGAGGAACUUGGACAGAGAAGAUAGAGUAUGACCAGAAUGGAAAAAUGGUUUCCCGAAUUUGGGCCAAUGGUAAAAUAUGGAGCUAUACAUACUUGGAAAAAACUAUAAGCCUCCUUUUGCAUAGCCAGCGGCGUUAUAUCUUUGAAUAUGACCACUCGGAUUAUCUUGCGUCAGUAACAAUGCCCAACAUGGUGCGUCAUAGUUUGCAAACAAUGCUCUCCGUGGGAUAUUAUAGGAAUAUUUAUAGCCCACCAGACAAUGCUGGGUCUUUUAUACAAGAUUUCACUGGAGACGGACGGCUUUUACAGACUUUAUACCUUGGUACAGGACGUAGAGUCCUUUAUAAGUACACCAAGCAAACCAAACUCUCUGAAAUAAUCUACGAUACCACUCAAGUCACAUUUACUUAUGAGGAAUCAUCUGGAGUGAUUAAAACAAUACAUCUGAUGCAUGAAGGAUUUGUGUGUACCAUCAGAUAUCGACAGACAGGUCCCCUUAUAGGAAGACAGAUCUUUAGAUUUAGUGAAGAAGGUCUUGUAAAUGCCAGGUUUGACUACAGCUACAAUAAUUUCAGAGUCACCAGUAUGCAGGCCAUGAUAAAUGAGAUACCUCUACCCAUAGACCUGUAUCGGUACGUUGACGUCUCGGGAAGAACUGAGCAGUUUGGAAAGUUCAGCGUAAUCAAUUAUGACUUAAAUCAAGUUAUCACGACUACAAUGAUGAAACAUACAAAAAUAUUUAGUGCAAGUGGACAAGUCAUUGAGGUGCAAUAUGAAAUACUAAAGGCUAUAGCUUAUUGGAUGACCAUACAGUAUGAUAUUAUGGGCCGUAUGGUUAUAUGCGACAUACGAGUUGGAGUUGAUGCUAAUAUAACUAGAUAUUUUUAUGAAUAUGAUGCAGACGGACAACUUCAGACAGUGUCUGUAAAUGAUAAAAUUAAAUGGCGUUAUAGUUAUGAUCUAAAUGGAAACAUUAAUCUACUAAGCCAUGGUAACAGUGCUCGCCUAGCGCCACUGAGGUAUGAUAUUGGAGACCGCAUUACUAGACUGGGAGAAAUUCAGUAUAAAAUGGAUGAAGAUGGAUUCCUCAGACAGAGAGGAAAUGACAUAUUUGAGUAUAACUCAAAUGGGCUUCUCAGCAAGGCAUAUAACAAGGUUGCAGGUUGGAAUGUACAUUACCGAUAUGAUGGACUAGGAAGGCGUGUUGCAAGCAAAUCAAAUUCAGGUUUACAUCUACAAUACUUUUAUGCAGAUCUAGCCAACCCAAUAAGAGUUACACAUCUGUAUAAUCAUUCUAGCUCUGAUAUAACAUCUCUCUACUACGAUCUUCAAGGCCAUCUCAUUGCCAUGGAGCUAAGCAGUGGGGAGGAAUAUUAUGUUGCAUGUGACAACACCGGAACACCACUAGUGGUUUUCAGCAGUCGUGGGCAAGUAAUAAAGGAACUUCUAUACACACCUUAUGGAGAUAUUUAUCAAGACACCAAUACCGAUUUUGAAGUCAUCAUUGGAUUUUAUGGAGGAUUAUAUGAUUCUCUGACAAAGCUUGUGCACCUCGGUCAGAGAGAUUAUGACGUUGUUGCAGGACGAUGGGCAACACCGAACCAGAACAUUUGGAAUAAAUUAAACACCAGUCCUAAACCUUUCAAUUUGUACUCAUUUGAAAACAAUUAUCCAGUUGGAAAAACACAAGAUGUGGCACAAUAUACUACAGAUAUUGGAAGUUGGCUGGAACUAUUUGGAUUUCAGCUACACAAUGUACUCCCUGGAUUUCCAAAACCAGAGGCAAAGGGGUUUGAAUCAACAUAUGAGUUGUUACAAUUACAAAGUAAAACACAAGAAUGGGAUCCUGGGAAGAACAUCCUUGGUAUUCAGUGUGAAUUGAAGAAGCAGCUUCGAAACUUCAUUUCUUUAGAUCAACUUCCAAUGGCCCCUAAACAAAAUGAAGGGAAAUGUCACAGAAAUACAAAAUAUCCCAGAUUUGCUGCUAUUCCAUCUGUGUUUGGAAAAGGCAUAAAGUUUGCUAUCAAAGACGGAAUAGUGACAGCUGACAUAAUUGGAGUUGCUAAUGAAGACAGCCGUCGUAUUGCUGCUAUUCUUAACAAUGCACAUUACCUGGAAAACUUACAUUUUACUAUUGAAGGACGGGACACACAUUACUUUAUUAAGUUAGGUUCUUUAGAGGAAGAUUUAGCUGUAAUUGGUAAUACUGGUGGUGGACGCAUUCUGGAAAAUGGAGUCAAUGUCACUGUGUCACAGAUGACUUCAGUGGUCAACGGGAGGACUAGAAGAUUUGCUGACAUCCAACUUCAACAUGGUACCUUGUGCUUUAAUGUCCGCUAUGGAUCAACUAUUGAAGAAGAAAAGAAUCAUGUCUUAGAAUUAGCUAGACAGAGAGCUGUGGCCCAGGCAUGGACUAAGGAACAGAAAAGACUGCAGGAAGGAGAGGAAGGCAUACGAAUGUGGACCGAGGCAGAAAAACAGCAGCUUUUAAGCACAGGGAAGGUACAAGGCUAUGACGGAUAUUUUGUUCUAUCAGUGGAAUCAUACUUAGAACUUUCUGAUAAUGCCAACAACAUUCACUUUAUGAGACAGAGUGAAAUAGGCAAGAGGUAACAAACACACAAAAAAAUCCUCUUUGCCUUUGCGUCACCAAAGACUGCCUGUUUUUAAAACAUAAAAUGGUUUAUUGUAUUGAUUUUCUAGAUCAGAUCUCUGUAUAUGUAAAUAUAAUGAAAACAUAUCCAACUGCCUUUAAAUGUGACAAAAGAUGGUAUUUUAAUAUUGUUAGUUUUAAUGAUGUCAUCCUUCCAGCACGAGGGCAUCUCUUAGCACAAUGCUGAGCAAAGUGCUAGAGGAUUCUCGGGUGCUCAAAGGAUUUUGAAUGAAAGUAAAGCUUCAUUAUUCAUGUGUGGCGAUACUCAGCCUUUUUGCUCGCAUAUUAACCACAACAAUGUUGCCACUGUUUCUGAAAACUAGAGCAUAAGUGAUGGUAAAGCUUCUAGAAAAAAUAAAUAGAGAUUCUACCUAAAAAGUAUUAGCAAGUAUAUGAUGGAACAAAAUGUGCAAUGCUGAACUCCUCUGUAAUUGUUUCUUAUAUAAUUCUCUUUUUUCAUAAAUUAACAUACUUUCACAAUAAAACUUAAACCAUUAUGAGUCAUGAAUAAUCCUAUUGAAUGUUAAGAAUUAUUUGCUGCUUUAAGCUUCAUGCAGAGGGGAUCUAAAAUUAGAUGUGCGAUUACUUAAAAGCACUUCUUUUGGAGCUAUAGUAGGUGGUAAAUAUUAUGUGAGUGCAGCCAAAGGGCUUUGAGAGCCUUGUCCUCUUAAACAGAGAGAAAAAAAAGACUCUUAUUUUCAUACUGUGACAAUUUACCAUACCUAUUAUGCUACCUAGGUGGUAUUGCUGCUGGAAUUAUUUACUUUCUUUUGCUAUAAAGGUUGACUGCAUCUUGAUGUUUUUUUUCCCUAAUAAACAUUAAUAUUUGCUCCUCACUUUUUUUAAGAUAAAGGCAAAUAUUUGGAAAAAUCAGUUGCAGUACAUAUAUGUUGUGUCAGCUUAGGGUUUCACUGGAAAUGUAAACCAUUCAUACAAACUGAAAAUAGAAUUCUAAACAACGGGCUAAUCCUAUGUGAAAUAUAUGUUUGAAUGUGUU